Messenger RNA from Strongylocentrotus purpuratus (purple sea urchin), 5954 nucleotides. RefSeq lists its product as uncharacterized. The record is from RefSeq and is a predicted model, not a curated record. The coding region runs from base 127 to 3711 and encodes 1194 amino acids. NCBI's taxonomy places the organism in Eukaryota, Metazoa, Echinodermata, Echinoidea, Camarodonta, Strongylocentrotidae. The transcript has 36 exons.
UCGCGAUUGCGUUAUCGUUAUCUAGACUAUACGAUACUAAACUCCAAGAUGGCGGAAAAAAUUGUUGUCUGUUUCUAAGACGGCCGAAAAUAUAUUUAAACUGAAAAUUUCCAUCUAAGAACCACCAUGCCGCCGAAGCGACCAUCUUCAGCUCGAAGGAACAUCAAGCAUGUCACAUUUUCACCAUUUGUUAGUUGUGCCAGGCUUCGUCAUGUCCAAUCCUUGUUGAGAAACCCUGGAGAGACAGACUCUACUAAACCAGAUGCUAUCCUCUGUAUCUUGGGUAUCGACUGCAGGUACAAUGAAGGCAGCAGAGAACUUGCAAACUACCUUCUGUUUGGAUUCUUUGACACUCGGCAGGCAGAGCUUGAAAGUUCUGGUUUUGCAGAGGAAACGAUCGAUGAUCUCAUGUUUGUGAUCAAGAAGAAUAGCAUCCACGUGUACUGCAACCCCACCAACUACUGUUACCUCCUGCCUUAUGUAGCCCACUGGCCAGGCUUGAGGUUCCAUCUUAUGACAGAGGCCGAGUAUGAUGAAGAAGAAGAAGCGGAGGAAUUCAAGAUUGUCAGUUUCUUGGACAUGGUCAGAGGCUGUCCUCUUGUAGGCAUCCCUUACUUUGCUAAAGGUCACUCCCAGCCUUUCAACCCGAUGUUGGUGGAGAAAUGGCCCAUUGUGCAAGCGUACGGAUUAGAGGGAUACGCAACGGGUGGAUUCUUUACUAUGAUUCACGAGGCAAGUGACAUUAGCAGUUCUCUGGCAUCCAUCUACGACAUUGUUGACCCUGUUGCCUUGGAGACGAUGGUCACCAAUCAACUGCCCCUCUUUGAACGCCAGUGGUCAUCCCUGCUGACCAAUGUGGACGUAUCCUUCAAAGCUAAAGCAUUUUCAACCCUUUUGGAAGGAAUGGUUGGAGAGCCAUUGAAGAGCUACUACAGCCAUGGAAAGGGGUCCAAUUCAAGCAACAAUAAAGGGCAAUCUGGUAGGAAGCCAUAUGUCCUGUUUGGUCAGAACUCAGUGAGAGCUCAUAUGAAGCUGACCCAAGAGGGUGGAUUCCUCCCGGGGAAGACCCUUCACAUAUCAGGCAUAGGAGACACACCAGCUAAACACAUGAUCUGUCAGUUGGUUGCUCCCAGGAGCCCUCUGUGUUGCGCCAGAACCUACUUCACUUCCAGUGGCCACGCCCCCUACCCCAUCACAGGGGGGUCCGCUCAGGCGCCACGCCCACCAAAGACAGACAUUGAACUUCUGGAGAGACUAUAUAAGGUUGUGAUUGAAUCUGUCUUGGCAUCAAUCACUGAGUAUUGCAAGACUACUAGCUACUCAAAGGCUGAAGCAUGUUGUCUGUCAUCACUGAAAGAAGGAUUUGCAGAGGAGAACCUCAAACUGGGCUCUGGCUUCCUCACAAACAAAGCCAACAUUGACUUCACCCUAGACGCACUCACCAAUGAAGGUAACACCGUAGAGCUCAAAGAUGACAAGGUCCCUCUCAUCAAACUGGUGUCAUUGGUGGUGUAUGAUAUCCCCAGUGUUGAGCACCCCAAUAACAGUGUUGGGUCUGUGGUGUUUGCAGAAAGCUUUUUUGACUCGGCCAUUCCAGUGCUCCAAGAAGAUGGAAGCAUUGAGAUGAACACAGAGAGUCUCAUUCUGACCAGGCACCUUCCUAGGACUAUCACUUGGGCUCCGGAAAUGAAACCAUCUGACAUUGAGAAUGGUAUCAGCGUCUACACAAAGAAUCCUGAGGGUCCUUUUGGCAAUGUGCUCCUGGAUGGUGUGAAGUGUACGAUGCUGGGCAGCGUGGAGCUGUCCACACCAAGUGACGGUGUGCUCUAUGUGUUUGAGAAGGGCAUCAUCUUCAGUCAUCCACGCAAUGGUCUCACAGUACUACCAAAGUCAUACUAUGAAGAGCUCCAGUUCUAUGAUGGGGGUUCAUCCAGCGUGUUAGCCUGUUUGAUGAUCACCUACAGGCAUUCCCUACAGUACUAUCAACCCCUGCAGAACCACAACACAGGAGACAUGGUCAUGUUCACCUUCCCACCCAAGACCAACGCCUACAGAAUGAUGUAUAAAGAGGUGAUUGGAAGAUGGCAGCAAGAGAAUGAAUCUCCUGUUCUGAAACAGGUGGAUGUCGUGCCUGAAUACUAUGCCAAUAGAUACAAUGAGUUGGAGCAUAACUUUGAGACAGAUGCAAGAAUGAUGAAAAAAGUUCCAUCUCUCACCCAGGCCAAUGUGUACCUCUCCACACUCAACAGUUUCUUGUCUCACCUGUCGGUAAGCAGUGUUGACCCUGCUCCGGUCCGUAAGGCUGACCUCCCAUCCAUCCUGGAUCCAUCCACUGAACAGUCCCAGCCUAGCUCAGAUCCAGAUGAGGUUGUGAUCACCCUGUUGACCGGUAUAACAGGGAGCCACAAGGAGACCCUCUGUACCACCCUCACCAACCUAGCAAAGGAUUAUAACAGAUGGGCUGUCUUGAGGGCUCCCUUUGGCGUUCCUCAUGCAUACAACCAGAAGCAGCUUGAGGCCUCACUGACAAACAUCGUCACGGCAGCAAGACGACAGAGGGCGUCGAUCAGGGCUUCCACCGGAGGCAGGAAGAAGAUGAGAGUUCUCAUCAUGACACCAGGGUUCACGGACACAGUCUCUGUGGUGUCGGCCAUCUUGAAUCACCCCAACGCUGACAUCAGAGGCUCCCUGAAGAUAGGAGCUGUGACGGCUUGUGUGGAUCCGCUCACAACCUUCAUUGAACACAGAAUGACAUUCCCCUUGUUACUUGAUCAGUGUGCUCAAGGCUGGGUCAAUAACAUCCUACUAACCAGCUGCACAGAGGGACCGCAUCCAGAGCUUAUGUUCAUUCAGGAGCUCCUGCGCAAGGUCAACUCUGACAUGGCCUUUAUCCUAGCCAAUUAUGGAGAAAUCUCAAGGAGUGGUGAUGCUGAAUUGAUUCUCUCCGAGACGGCUUUCAUGGAACCAAGCAAAGUGAGAGCAAGACAUCUGCUCAUCCCACAAUGGUCAUCGCCAGAGUUCAGCAGGCAGUUGACCCCAGCCAUGACCGAGGUCAGUCUGAAGUUCAGCCAGCCACUGGACAGGUCAAGACUCCUGCCCAAGAUGAGAAGCCUCCGGUCAUCCCUGGACGCCAGUCCUUUCCAGGGUAACAUCUACCACAUUGAAGCAAGGACAAGAUUCAAUGAAUCAAGUCAGGUGAUGGAACUGACCUACUCCACUAUGAGCGGCCAUCUGACCGAGUGCCCCGCCCCUGAGGUACCGGCUGCUAGACCCCCUACCGGUACCCCCAGACCUCCCCCCUCACCAGGGGCUACCACCAACGGCCGGCCUGCCGAGGCUGGAGGGGAUAACAACGGCCACGAGGGUCUUCAGCAUUGCUUCAUGUUCACAGGGUGUGGUCUGCAGGAGGAUGCGCUCAAGGAGUGGCUAAGGGCUUGUGCAACACCGAAACCAACUCCUAAAGCUUUGAAGACCAAAUCCACUCUGUCAGCUUCUGAGAAGAAACAGCUCCAUGAGAAGCAUCAUCUGGCCCCACUACCAGCAGGCUGGUUCUACAAUGGUAGUCAAUAUGUCAGCAUGUCUGGAGAGAAGGCCAAUACACACCCAGAAAUGGACCAGUUCAUAUCAGAGUUCGUAGAGAAGACCAACCUUGCAACCAAGGAAUACAACGAUGGGAUCGCUGCUCAGGGGUACAAGGAUCUGUUCCAGUGAAUCAGGGCCAUGUUAUGCCUCGGCCACACCCACGCCUGGUCGCCCCGUCAUCAAACCGACCCCACACUGAAUCCAAUACGUUCGAUCGUUUUGGCCUUCAGGGGUUAUUUAUUCUUUUGAUCAGUCUGGUGUUGGUCUCGUUGGUGUGACUGGAGUACUGAGCAUUGUUAGAACCUGUCAUAAUUACGAAGUUUGUCAUAAAAAAACAAAGAGUGAGAAGGAAAAAAAGAGAAAAGGUUUACUAUGUCAUUGUUGGAUGUUAUAAUGCUAUUUACGGCUUUGACAUGAUAAAACCCAGGUUUUUGAAUUGUAGCCUAACUCUCAAUGAUAUCAUUUCUAAAUUUUGCCCUCCGUACUAUUCCUAGAUGGUAAUACAUGUAAUAUCAUUAGGUAUAAAGGAUCUCGUGUGGAAGCUUUGAGCAUUAUAAAGUUUUGGUAUGACAUAUACUGCAACAUGUUUCUGAUGGUCUUUUUAAUUUAAACCGAUGCAAAAGGGAAGUGUAAAUUCAUAUGAUUUAGUGCUUUUAGAUGAUCUUUUCAUAAAUUUCACUGGCCUGAUUAUUUUCUUUCAAAGUAAAAUUUUCCUGAGUUUCCUUUUUAUUAAUGGGGGAGGGGGCAGUUUGGAGGAUAAUAAUUAUUGCAAACCUUCAAUUAGAGGUUUGGGUUAUUGUAACCAAACACCAAUGUGUAUAGACAAUCUUUUAUUUAUUUAUUUGGUUUUUUUAGUGACUGAUGUAAUGUUGAUUUAGUUUCAUACACUCUGCAGUAAACCCAGAAAGGUGCUUGAGGUGCGUUUAAAUGAGUCACUCAAAAGAAAUGACUGAAGAUUUUUUUUUUUGCUGUCGGGUUUCUCAAAAGACUGCACUUUUUAACCAGUUCAUACGUGGACAUACAAGUACAUAUGCGAUUAAUUGUAUGCGACUAAGAAUGCACCUCGUUCUCACUGUACAAAACGUUGAUCACCUCUACAGCCCGAUUGUCUACCGUAAUUAUAUAAAUAAUUAUAAAUUUCUGUUGAUCUGAAUUUUUUUGAAAUUAGAAUUUAUGUCUUUCAGCUAAAAGGCCAUGUACAGCAAAAGAUAUUUUAAUGGGGGUAAGUCUAUCUGUAAUAAAGAUUAUUUACCCAAUUCAAGAAGAGGUCUUUCUUAUAUUAUCAUUAGGCUUAUUAAUACAGUAGCUUGAAGGUACAUUGACAUUUUACAAUUAAAGUCUGUUGUGUGUCAGGCAGAAGGGCAUUUAUACCACAUGCCACAAAGCAUAUUUCUGGUAAGUAAAUUAUAAGGUUUUGAUAGCUUUGAUUUUAAUGCUAUCAGUUUAUGAGGCUUUCGUAUGCAAUAAUAUUUCGUGAAUUCAUCAUAAUCUUAGUAUAGCAAAUUGUCACAUGUAACAGCAUUUCCUUCAAGGAUGCAGCAUUUGAAACUUGUUUGAUAUUUACAUUUUUUUUUUAAAUAAUUUUUAUUAUUAUUACCUUUUUUGGGGGAGGGGGGGGGGGGGGACAAAGGUUGAUUGUGAUGUGCUGAAAUUGAUAUCCCUUUAGACUGAUUGCUUUAUCACAAUGAGCAAGUCACACAGAAGAGCAAUUCUUCAAUGUUAUGACAGUGCACUUCAAAAAGAGAGAAAUUAUUUGUAUGAUCCUUAUGUGCUAAACAUUUUCACAAGUAGUUUCUAAAAGUUUGUUGUUGAAACAGAAAGGAAAGUGCAUGUAAUAUAUUAGAUGUGAUGUUAGUUUUCAUAAGUAUACAUUACUUAGAAGUUGUACAUAUGUUUGUGGCUAAACUUACUGCCACUUUUGUGUUCUUUACCUCUUUCUAUGUGUAUAGUUUAUAUUUAUAGUUUUAGUUUUUUGCGUUCCUUUAGUUAUUUUAAAGAGAAAGAGAAGAAAAAAACUGAAAUGAGGUCUUAUAUCAUCUGUGAAGAGCAAGAAGCGUUUUACUCGGGUAUUAGAUGAGUUUAAUGUCCUGGUUCCGAGCUGAUGACACGGUUUUGUGUAUUCAUUCCAAUUAAAGACCAAAUUAGACAGCCUUCAAUUGCUAUAUGAUCCGUCCAAAAGAACAGUGUCAUUCUAUUGACGAUAAAAAAAAAAACCUUGAAUAUCACAGAUAUCUUUAUCUUUAUGUGUACUUUAAAGAUAGUUUUUAAUGAUAAGAAAGAAAAAGAAGUUUUUAAGCAUGAGCUUUGUUGAAAAUUGUUUCAAGGUACACUAAUGUUUGAUGUGCUUUGCAAAUAAAUUGUUCUAAAAGAAA